AUGUCAGUCAGCAGAGCAACAACUGUGGCGGAAGGCGACGGUACCACCACCGUUAGGGCAAGAAUUCUUCCAGAUUUUCAUCAGAGCGUGAAACUCAAGUACGUCAAGUUAGGUUACCACUACUUAAUCUCAAAUUACUUAACUCUUUCUUUCAUCCCCUUAAUCAUCAUCACUUUAAUACAAUUCUCACCAACGCAAUACCUAUACCACCUCUUACUUGUACAAGGCAACUACAAUUUCAUCACUUUCACCGCUUUCAUAAUCUUCUCUUUCACUCUCUAUCUUCACACGCGCCCACGCGCCGUCUACCUCGUCGACUUCUCUUGCUUCCGUCCUGCCGAUCACCUCAAAGCUCCAUUCCACAGCUUCAUCCAACACUCUCGUCUCACUGGCGACUUCGACGAAUCUUCUUUGGAUUUCCAGCGCAAGAUUCUUCUUCGUUCCGGUCUUGGUGAUGAAACCUACGUUCCCGAAGCCAUGCAUUGCAUUCCUCCCCGUCCUUCAAUCUCUGCGGCGAGAUGCGAAGCAGAAUCCGUUAUGUUUGGUGCGUUGGAUAAUCUUUUCAUCAAUACAAACCUAAAUCCAAAAGAAAUUGGAAUUCUUGUUGUGAAUUGUAGUUUGUUUAACCCUACACCUUCACUUUCUUCAAUGAUUGUUAAUAAAUAUAAACUCAGAAGUAACAUUAUGAGUUUCAAUUUAGGUGGAAUGGGUUGUAGUGCUGGUGUUAUAGCUAUUGAUCUUGCAAGAGAUUUGUUGAGGGUUCAAAACAAUAAUACUUAUGCUGUUGUUGUUAGCACUGAAAAUAUUACUCAGAAUUGGUACUUUGGGAAUAAAAAAUCAAUGCUUAUACCUAACUGUUUGUUUAGAGUUGGUGGUUCAGCUUUGUUGCUAUCGAAUAAAUCUGGUGAUAGAGCCAGGGCUAAGUAUAAGCUUGUUCAUGUUGUGAGGACCCAUUGCGGUGCAGACGAUAAGGCCUUUCGAUGUGUUUAUCAGGAAGAAGAUGAUUUGGGAAAAACCGGUGUUUCGUUGUCGAAAGACUUGAUGGAAAUUGCUGGCUUGUCAUUGAAAACCAAUAUAACUACACUUGGUCCUUUGGUGCUUCCGGUUACUCAGCAACUUAGGUUUUUUGCUAAUUUGGUUUUUAGCAAGUUUUCUAAAAGUGAUGUGAAGCCUUAUAUACCAGAUUUCAAACUCGCAAUCGAUCAUUUCUGUAUCCAUGCUGGUGGAAGGGCUGUGAUUGAUGAGUUGGAGAAGAAUCUUGACUUGCUUCCUGUACAUGUGGAGCCUUCUAGGAUGACGCUUCAUCGGUUCGGGAACACUUCCUCGAGCUCUAUUUGGUAUGAAUUGUCAUAUAUCGAAGCUAAAGGGAGGGUAAAGAAGGGUAACAAAGUUUGGCAAAUUGCAUUUGGAAGUGGUUUUAAGUGUAAUAGUGCUGUUUGGGAGGCGAUUCGUGAUGUGAAGCCUUCUCCUAAUGGACCAUGGGAAGAUUGUAUUGACAAGUAUCCUGUAGAAAUACUGCCAUAG
Messenger RNA from Lathyrus sativus (Indian pea), 1524 nucleotides. NCBI's taxonomy places the organism in Eukaryota, Viridiplantae, Streptophyta, Magnoliopsida, Fabales, Fabaceae. The record is from the annotation of a GenBank genome assembly.